This is a messenger RNA of Girardinichthys multiradiatus, 1643 nucleotides long. It is a transcript of the gene skap1, whose product is annotated as src kinase associated phosphoprotein 1. Gene Ontology annotation, cellular component: cytoplasm; plasma membrane. The transcript has 13 exons. Gene Ontology annotation, molecular function: protein binding. Bases 198 to 1295 code for a protein of 365 amino acids. The record is from RefSeq and is a predicted model, not a curated record. NCBI's taxonomy places the organism in Eukaryota, Metazoa, Chordata, Actinopteri, Cyprinodontiformes, Goodeidae.
UGGUGGUUAGCUGCUGUGCCAGUUGAUGUGUUGAGUUUGCCUGCCGGUACCAGGCUGUUGUUCCUGUCAGGGAGCUGUAGUAGAAUGUCAGAGGUUAGAUGAAGUUAGCCUACUUUUUGGGGUAAAAGCAUCAAGGAUUUAAAGCCAGAAAAGGAGUUUGAGUUAACUGGUGUAUAUCGUGCUGGGCAAAACCAGGGAUGGGUACAAUCCCAAACGAGAUCCGGAGACUUUUGGAUGAUUGUGAGUUGUUUGUGGCGGAGAUCCUUCAGGAUGAGAACCUAAGUGAAAAUGCCGAAGAGACUCGGCAGGUCCUGCUGAAUAACUUCAGGGUUGCCCAUGUAAGGAAUCCUCAGGAAUUUCCAUUAAGAUUUGACUACAGGGACGAAGAGGGUUCUGAUGACAACCACAGUUCCAGUCUGGGUCGUUCUGCUCCUUCGGAUGAUGCCUCGGUGUCAGACUACCAGGAUGAUGGAGUCCCUGAGUCAGAUUUAGGCGACAUACCUGCAAUUGGAGUCCAGGACCUUAGCAACAUCUUAAAGCAAGGCUAUCUGGAGAAGAAACGAAAAGAUCACAGCUUCUUUGGCUCAGAGUGGCAGAAAAGAUGGUGUGUCCUGAACAACACUGUAUUUUACUAUUUCGGGAGUGAAAAAGAUAAACAGCAGAAAGGUUCGUUUUAUAUCGGUGACUAUAGUGUGCAGAUGGUGAACAAUCUGAGAAAAGACUCCAAAAAAAAUGCCUGUUUUGAGUUCACAGCUCCUGGACGGCGAGCCUUCCAGUUCACAGCCAGCAGCCCUCAAGACGCCCGAGAGUGGGUGGACCAAAUUACUUUUGUUCUGAGGGAUCUCAGCUCCAACGUCAUCCCUGUUGAUGACGAUGAGAUUGAGGAUGAGUAUGAUGACAUCGAGGGCGUGGUCAGCCCGCCUCCUCUAUCAAUGGCUCAGGCCUCACAAGCCAGCAAGGAAAUAGGAAGGCAAGAAACUCAUGAGCAUGAAGAUGACGAAGAUGACAUCUAUGAGGCCAUUGGUGAUGAGCAAGACGAUGAAGAUUUUCAAGAACAAGUGGAUGAGGAUGCUGAGAAGAACAAUCAACCAGCCUGUUCAUCAGAAUUUGCUAACUACUACCAGGGUUUGUGGGACUGCCAGGGCGAUGAGGUGGAUGAGCUGGACUUCAAGAGAGGAGAUCUCAUCUACAUCAUUAGCAAGGAGUACAACAUCCACGGCUGGUGGGUUGGCGAACUGAACGGCACCAUGGGUAUCGUCCCCAAGGACUUCCUGCAGCCUGCCUACAUCCUCUAAGCUCCCACAGUCUUAUCGUUGACACACCAGACUGAUGCUGACAUUUUUCCUCACUUUUUAUGAUGUAAAUGCUUCAUGAUUCUCCUUGUUAGUAGAUCCUCCUGUACCCCAUAAACCACAUUUAUAUGUCUGCAGACUCAUUUGAUGUGAAAGCUAGAACUGUCAUUUUGGAUGUAUUUAUCUAGAAAUAACUGAUGCAAAUUGAAACAUUUAUCAAACAUCAGAAUAAGUAACAUGUGUAAUAUUACUGCCUUAAAAUAUUUCUAUUACUUAAUUUUGAAUAUUUAGUAGAGAAUUAUGUGCAUGUUAAAUACUUGGAAUAAAGCAACAAAGUUUCAGAAAUUAAAA